CACCAGAAUUAUGACAUAAUCUUGUAGUAAUAGUUCAUCUCGACAGAGAGAUUAAGCAAGAUGAUGUCCUUUGUGUUGAGUGUUACUUCAAAGUCCCACAUCGAGUUGCAGUCUAGGGAGGAAGGAGAUAGAGCAAGGAGCAAGACGAGGGAGUGCCACUUCAGCGGAGGAGGUGGUGGUCCAGUCAGCAGAGGUGAGUCCGUGAGUGCCACGUCAGCAGUUUGUGGGUCCGAGUGCCACGUCAUCAUCCAGUCAGCACCACGUCAGCGAGUCCAGUCAUCAGUGGGUCCCAUUGCCACGUCAGCAGGUCCAGUCAUUGUGUGGGUCCCGCUGGUGACUUUCGGGGAGAAGUUGGUUCUGACUAAUUUUGACGUCCUGAAUCCAUUUUUGAGGCCAGUUUCCUCAAAUUUGGAUUGUUUGGUAUUGGUUGAUUGCUGCUUGAGUGGAACUAUGACUACCUUGAAGUUUGAAGUUCCGUUAUUUGAUGGAAGAGCGGACUUCAUGUUGUGGCAAUGCACGAUUCAAGACUAUUUGGUCCAGCAAGGUCUUGAUUUAGCAUUGCAAGAUGAGAAGCCAAGUGAUAUGAAAGAAUCAGAGUGGAGUACAAUCCAGAAGAAGGCUGUCAGCACAAUUCGGUUGGCACUGUCCCCACAGAUUAAAGUGACAGUGCUGAAAGAGACAUCACCAAAGAAGCUGUGGGAAACGUUGGAGAGCAAGUUUGCGUCGAAGACACUUACUAACCGGUUGAUGAUGAGNAAGGAGGACUUGCAGAUCCUAAAGGAGAAGAAGGGCAAAUCGAAGGAAGCUUCUUCCGCAAAUGUGAUCACUUGUGAAGAUGAUCUCUUCUGAAGAUAAGAGUACUGCUGGACAGAAGAUUCUGCAGGAUGUGAGUAUCGCUGCAGAAAUCGCAAAUGAUGUAGGACUUUGAAUUAAGGGGAGAUUUGUUGAGUGUUACUUCAAAGUCCCACAUCGGUGGGAUAGGAAAAUUGAGGAGGGAUUGGAGCCUAUAAAUAAAGAGGAGAUAUAGGC
Messenger RNA from Cuscuta campestris, 1029 nucleotides. NCBI's taxonomy places the organism in Eukaryota, Viridiplantae, Streptophyta, Magnoliopsida, Solanales, Convolvulaceae. The record is from the annotation of a GenBank genome assembly.